UGACCGCACGUCACAUGCUGAGACAGCUCGGCUCGUGGUGACAGCAGCGCUGUGGUGGGACACUGUGUGCGGCCCCCCCAGCGCCGCGGGGCAGGGCAACGGCGGCACAGAGGCAGUGCGGGAGGAUGCUGGUGGCUGGAGGAUGGAGGAGGCAGUGGUGAAGCAGGGUGUGCUCUACCUCCAGCUGCACCAGACCUUUGGGAAGAAAUGGAGGAAGUUCUGGGGUGUCUUGUACCGGGAAAGCUCCUGCUCCACUGCCCGCCUGGAGCUAUUUGAGGGCUCAGCACCACUGGCCACUGAGAAGCUGCGGAAAGGUGAGGGCAGCAAACGGCUGGUCAAGCUGAGUGACUGUGUGCACGUGGCAGAGGCAAGCAGUGAUGCUGGCUGCCCCAAGGAGACCAUCCCCUUCCUGAUAGAGACUACUGACAAGCGGUACCUCUUGGCUGCUGACGGCACCGAGGCAGCCAACUGGAUCCAGAAGCUGUGUGAGCUGGCCUUCCAGAGGAGCAGAGAGGAGCAAGCAGCAGGCAAGGUUGACCAGCAGAGCUCUGGUACCAAUGGCAAGUUCUCCAUGGAGGAAAAUUCCCUCUACAGCUCCCGAGGCAAAGUUGGCGUGGAGCAGGUGUUUGAGGUGACAGUGAGGGCCACCGAAUCCUCCGAGCGCUGCCGGCUCUGGGGCCGGUGCAUCCUGCAAGCUGGUGAGGAGGCUCUGGAGCUGCGGGAUUUCCAGACCUUGGAGGUCCUCUACAGCUGGCCCUACCACUUCCUACGGCGCUUUGGGCGGGAUAAGGUGACCUUCUCUUUCGAGGCUGGCCGGCGCUGCGCAUCUGGAGAAGGCAACUUUGAGUUUGAGACCAGGCAAGGCAAUGAGAUCUUCCAGGCAAUCGAGUCAGCCAUCAACGUGCAUCGGGGUUGGGGGGCUGAGGAGUUGUGGCGGGGCAGCCCUGGGCAUGAUGCUUCCCGGCCACUUGGCCACACCAAGAUGCCCAGCUGGACACAGGGGUAUGAGGAGCCUGGCAGCACCAAGUCCCCCUUGCUAGAGCCCACCUGGCAGGGGAAUGUGCCAAAAGCCAAGAUGGCAAUGCCCCCCAGCAGCUGCUCUGGGGCUGGGGAGCUCUCAGGCUCCCUCCCACCCUCCCAUGGUGCCAGUUGCCCCUAUGCUGAGCCCUGCAACUCCCUCCACCGGGACACCCCCCUGGUCCCAGAGAAGACCUGGAGGCAGGAUGCUCUGGCCAAGGCAGAUUUCAAAUCUGAGUACGCAGUCCCCUUCGAUGCCAUCACCAAGACCUUCAUGGCUCACAAGUUCAGCAGCCACAUAUGUUGUCCUGAGGAAGUCCCUGACCCCCUCUACGACAGCAUCAGGGAGGCAGGGGGACAAGCAGGCAAGCAACCCCCACCGCUGCACACUGCCACCAAGCCCGACCACAUCUAUGAUGAGCCUGAGGGCCUGUCCAUGCACACCGUCUAUGAUGAGCCUGAGGAGGUGAAGGGGGAGGCGUGGAGGCUGCAGGCAGCCCCGGAGGAGCCCGCCGGGCACGAGUACCCCUACAACCCACAGCGGGAUGACUACGCGGUGCCCAAGAGACCCAUCCCUCUCCGGCAGCCCUUCCUGCUGCAAGGCAAGGAGUGGCUGGGCGACACUGAGUACGACAACGUGGCCCUCAAGUUUGCAACGAAAAGGAACCAGCAGUGAGCGACGACAGGGCAGCAGGAGGAGGAGAGGACAGCCCCCACCGCGACCCCAUCAGAGCUGAGACCCGCCGCAGCUCAGCGCACCCGUGGCACGGCGCGGGACGGCGGGCGGGGCGCGGCCGCUAGGGGGCAGUGUGCGCCCGCACGACGGCCGUGCCCCCGGACCCCCCCCAGCCCCGCGCCGCGCGUCUUGCCCCGGCCCCGGCUGCCCCCGCUCCUGCCGCCCCGGCCCCAGCUGCCCCCGCUCCUGCCGCUCCUGCCUCCCCCGCUCCUGCCGCCCCGGCCCCAGCUGCCCCCGCUCCUGCCGCCCCGCUCCUCACCCACACAAGCCGCAGGAACCCCACUCGUGACCCCCCCUGCGCAGCCCCGGGCGAUGCGCGGCGCCGGGAUGCUCAGACCGCACCUCAGAGGCAGCCGCACGAUGCGCAGCUCACGCAGCCCGUAGAUGUCUCUUCGCCCUCGCUGAGUCGGCCCCGCGGCCGCACGCAGCCCCUCGCCCCCCGGGACGUGCCCGCCGUCACCCCGCAGCCAGCGCCGGGCACCGUGGCUGUCCGGAGGUCACGCCACAUCCUUGCUCAGCAGGAGCAGUGGCAUCAGUUUCUACAGUCUCAGCCACGAGUUUAUUUUUAAUUAUUUCUUUUGAAAUAAAACCACUUUCCAGCUCCUCUGAA
This is a messenger RNA of Colius striatus (speckled mousebird), 2363 nucleotides long. It is a transcript of the gene DOK2, whose product is annotated as docking protein 2. The coding region runs from base 143 to 1693 and encodes 516 amino acids. Gene Ontology annotation, biological process: positive regulation of MAPK cascade; cell surface receptor protein tyrosine kinase signaling pathway. The record is from RefSeq and is a predicted model, not a curated record. Gene Ontology annotation, cellular component: cytoplasm. The transcript has 5 exons. NCBI's taxonomy places the organism in Eukaryota, Metazoa, Chordata, Aves, Coliiformes, Coliidae.